AUAAAAUGUGGAAAACAAACAUUUUCUUCAUCUUCGUCCUCGUAGUUUGGCGCUGAAAGUCGGGUAGUGGUUUAUUUUGAAAGAAAUGCAAGUAGACUUCCUGCGGCGGCUAAACUCACCUUAACACUUCCUGUUUGUGCUCGGUGUCACCUCGUCUGUCGUCCGGGUGAUCGGUGAUGCUGCUACCGCUGCUGCAGAGAUGGAGUUGAAGACCCAAAAUACCGAACUGGCAGCUGGAGUUUGAGACAAAGGUGACGCCCAGCGGAUCUUUGUAGGGUUCUCGUCUUCGCAAAGAGAGGAGGAAGUUGAAAGAUGAAGUUGUUGAAGCCGAGCUGGGUGAGCCACAACGGCAAGCCCAUCUUCUCUGUAGACAUUCACCCAGAUGGAACCAAAUUUGCAACCGGUGGCCAAGGGGAGGAUUCUGGGAAGGUGAUGAUCUGGAACAUGGCGCCUGUCCUCCGAGAGGAAGAUGAGAAGAACGAGAAUAUUCCCAAAAUGCUUUGCCAGAUGGACAAUCAUCUAGCGUGUGUAAACUGCGUGCGCUGGUCCAACAACGGGCUGUACCUGGCGUCGGGAGGAGACGACAAGCUGGUCAUGGUGUGGAAAAGAGCGGCGUUCAUCGGUCCCAGCACCGUGUUUGGGUCAAGCAGCAAACUGGCCAACGUGGAGCAGUGGAGAUGUGUCACCAUCCUGAGGAACCACACUGGAGACGUGAUGGACGUGGCGUGGUCUCCUCAUGACGUGUGGUUGGCCUCCUGCAGCGUGGACAACACCAUCGUCAUCUGGAACGCUCGCAAAUUCCCAGAGAUGGUGGUGUGUCUCCGGGGGCACACGGGCCUGGUCAAGGGCCUGACGUGGGACCCGGUGGGCAAGUACAUCGCCUCGCAGGCCGACGACCACAGCCUGAAGGUGUGGCGGACGGUGGACUGGCAGAUGGAGGCCAACAUCACCAAGCCUUUCAACGAGUGCGGCGGCACCACCCACGUCCUGCGUCUGUCCUGGUCCCCCGACGGACAGUACCUGGUGUCGGCUCACGCCAUGAACAACUCGGGACCCACGGCCCAGAUCGUGGAGCGGGACGGCUGGAAGACCAACAUGGACUUCGUGGGACACAGGAAAGCUGUCACGGUGGUGAAAUUCAACCCCAAGAUCUUCAAGAAGAAGCAGAAGAACGGCAGCGCCCCCAAGCCCGGUUGUCCCUACUGCUGCUGCGCCGUGGGCAGCAAAGACCGCUCGCUCUCCGUCUGGCUGACCUCUCUGAAACGCCCCCUGGUGGUCAUCCACGACCUGUUUGACAAAUCCAUCAUGGACAUUUCCUGGACGCUGACAGGUUUGGGCAUGUUGGUGUGUUCUAUGGACGGGACCGUGGCCUACCUGGACUUCUCCUUGGAUGAACUGGGAGACCCGCUCAGCGAGGAGGAGAAGAACACCAUCCAUCAGAACAUCUACGGCAAGAGUCUGGCCAUCACCAGCACGGAGGCGCAGCUCUCCACCACCAUCAUCGAGAACCCGGAGAUGCUCAAGUACCAGCAGGAGAGGCAGAACUCGGCCCAGAGUAACACCGUGCCGACGGCCGCCGCCACAGAGUCCUCCACCCCCAAACUCAACAGCAUGAUGAACGGAGAGUCUCUGGAGGACAUCAGGAAGAACCUCCUGAAGAAGCAGGUGGAGACCAGAACCCCCGAUGGCAGAAGACGGAUCACGCCGUUGUGCAUCGCUCAGCUGGACACCGGGGACUUCUCGCCCGCGCUCUUCAACAGCGUUCCCAUCCUGCCGUCCUCCUUGUCCAACCAGCUGCCCCCCCAGCUGAGCUCCGACUCCAGCCCGGCACAGGCUCCGCCCUCCUUGGGGCUCAGGCCCGGCCACGACCCCAUGCUGGCCCUGCCGCCGCCUCCGCCCAACAUGGCUGCCGCCAAGGGCCUGGAGGACAACAAGGACGCCCUCAAGUCCAGCCUGCUGCUGACGUCCGCGUCCAAGAUCGAGCCCAUGAAGGCGCUGGACUCCAGGUUCACCGAGAGGUCAAAGGCCACGCCGGGCGUCACGUCCGCCAUCGCCUCCACCACGGGCCUCACGCCCCUCGACAGGCCUAAAGACGUGGCCUCCGUCCUGAAAGACGUGAAAUCCAAGGAAGACACCAGCAGCGACAGCGAGGACAAGAUGGCCGCCAUCAACAAGAACUUGUGCAAAAGGAAACCCGAGCUGCUGCUGAUGGACGCCGCCGAGGUGGUGGAGAAGAGGAAGAAGGGGCGGCCCAGGAAAGACAAGAUGGCCCCGCCCAUCGCCCAGCCCUUCACGCAGAUUACGCCAACCCCCGAGCGGGAGUCCCUCAGGAUGGUGGCGCCGUCCCCAGCGCCGCCGCCGACCGUCCUCAGGCUGCCGACGCCGAGCAUCCAGACGUCCUUCAGCCUGCAGGUGAGCAUGGAGCCGCCGGUGUCGCUGGAGGUGGAGAACGAGGUGACGGCGGUGGCGGGUUCCAGGCUGAGCCAGCUGCGCUGCUCCCGAGACGGACGCGAGUGGAGCACGCUGCUGCCCAGCUCCGUGGUCGCCGCGGCAGGAAGCAGUGACGUCCUCGCCGUCGCCUGCGAGAACAGGAUGCUGUCCGUCUUCUCCUCCUGCGGCCGCCGCCUCCUUCCGUCCAUCCAGCUGGCGGCGCCCGUGUCGGCCCUCAACUGCGCCGCCCACUUCGUCAUGGCGCUGACGGCCGGGGCGACGCUGUCCGUGUGGGACGUCCACAAGCAGAAGGUGCUGGUCAGGAACGAGUCGCUCAUGACCAUUUUGUCAGGUUCUGAGGCGACCGUGUCCCAGUCCCUGCUGACUCAGCAGGGCGUCCCCGUCAUCGGUCUGUCCAACGGGAAGUCCUUCUGCUUCAGCUCGUCUCUGGAGACGUGGACCCUCAUAGCGGAUCGAGGAGACUGCCUGGUCCAGUGUGCCGACUUCAGGAGCUGCCUUCCCACCCAGGACACCGCAGGCUCCUCGGGGCCCCUGGCCACCAUGCAGGGACGCAACCUCAACGCCGGUCGCAUGGCGUCCCGCCUCUCCGCCACCCCGCACCACCUGCAGCAGGGCAUGACCCUGGCCUUCCUGGAGAACCAGCUGGCCUCGGCGCUCACCUUGCAGUCGGCGCAGGAGUACCGCUACUGGCUGCUCAUCUACGCCCGCUUCCUCGUCAACGAAGGCUCAGAGUUCAGACUGCGAGAACUUUGCAAGGAGCUGCUGGGUCCUGUUCACCGGUCAGCAGGGACCGCAUGGGAGACCACCACCCUGGGCCUACGUAAGCGGGAGCUGUUGCAGGAGGUGUUGCCCGUCAUCGGGGGGAACCUGCGAUUCCAGAGACUGUUCACCGAGUACCAGGACCAGCUGGAGCUGCUGCGGAGCAAAUAGCCCCCCCCCGCCCCCAACAACGGCCUCGUCUAUGCACCUCCCCCCCCCCCCCCCAUCAUCAUCCUCGCCAUCAUCUCAGCAAUACGCUCCGACCAAAGCCACGCCUUCCCAUGCUCAGAAGGAGUCACUCUUCUAAGCUCCUUCAAAGUAAAGCUCUCAACACGCGGAGGGAAAAAAACCACGACCUUCAAGCGACCUCCACCCGGGAGAAGCCUUUUUUAUUCUUCUUCUUAUUUUUCUUCCACGUCAUUGGAAUCAUGUGAUGAACCCGAGCGCCAUCAUGCUUUUACUGUGAAGGUGGAAGGAACGCAACGCUCUCCUGUUUUAGAGGAGUUGAGUCAGUCGCCAUCUUGUGUGCAAAGAAUCCACUAGGACCCCCUGCCCCCGUCCCCCCUUCCCCACGUGUAAAUAAGAUGAAAUCAACACAAUGCACCGUGACGAGCCUCCUUUGCUUUUUCUUUGUCUUUCUGUGUGUGUGUGUGUGUGUGUGUGUUUCUCUCUUGGCCCGUGAGUCGUUUUUUCAUGUGUACAUUUAUUUGGUUUUCUAUUUGAAAGAAGCAGAGAGAAAAUAUUACUUUGGCUGAUGAAGAAGAAAAUAUUAAACAUUUGUUUUUUUGCUAUUUUCUAGUGUUUGACUUCCUGUCCACAACGAUCUACUUCCUGUGACCACGACGCCAUCUUCACUGAAGCAGUAAGUGUUAGUGAUACUAAUGACACUUUGUGUGCAUUAGGAGACCCGCUGUGAUCUUCAGAGGGACUAACAGCGCCCCCCGGCGGUGGACGAGGUGAACUGCAGACAGCUAAUGCUCAGUCAUUUAUUGGAGAUGUCAGCAAUAGAUCACCAUUGGUAAGAAUGACAGCUACUGUCUAUGCCACAUUCCAGUCACUAAAUAGACACGUCAUCUUCCUCUGCCCUGGGGGGUCACAGGUUGGCGCUGGAGCCGAUCCAGUGUCGUAUGAGCUGGUGGGCGAUGGUCUGUUUGGGAGGGAGGACGAGGCCCCCGCCGGACCCUCUGAGCAGCGCCUCCGUCACCUGCCGUCACACGUACAUCAGCGCGUCAGCACCGGGACAGCUCCACGUGUCUAAAGCAGGUACUAGCGGGGUCAAAGUUCACGUCGCCUUGGUGUCCCACACCUCAGUGGGACUCCCAACUUUCAACCUCAUCACGCAUGAUCUAUUAGCCAACAUUUCUACUUGCUGAAGCUUCAACUCCCUCGUGUGGCGGAAAGGCGCACUGCAAGCCCGUAUUACCUUUGCUAGCGUCAAGCCCAACUCCAGAUAAACAUAUUUUUUAACAGUCAAAACAUUAUAAGAAACAGAAAAGGUUGUCAUUUUUGGAAAAAUUAGGUUGCAGAAAUGAAAAUAAAAUGCAGUUUUAUGAGAAUAAACAAUAUUUUGUGGAAAUUUUAGUAGCGUAGAGUUGACAUAUAUUACUUUUAAUGUGGUAAUAUGAGAAACAAAAAAAGUCAGAAUAUGAGGGGAAUUCAAGUCAAAAUAUUACAAGAAGAAAGUUGAAAUAUUUGGACGAUUUAAAGAAAAAAAUGCAAUUUGGCAAAAAUAAACUAUUCAUAUUAGAAGGAAAAAUAAUGUCAUUUUAGUAGCAUAAAUAUAAAAAAGAUAAGUCAGAAUAUUAUGGGAAUAAAGUCCAAAUCUUACAAGAACAAAAUUCACUAAAAAAAAGUUGAAAUAUUUGGAAAAUUAAAAGAAAAUAACAGCAAUUUAAAAAAAAAUUAAUCUUACAGGAAAAUAUUUUUUUGAAAUUUGCAUUAUAAUAAAAAAAUUAGCAAUUUUAUAAGAAUGAGGUCAUAAUAUUAGGAGGAAAAAUAUUAUUUUAGUAGAAUAGGCUUGAAAUAUUCAAUAAAGAAAUCUGUGCAUACCGACUGCAAGCUUACUAACGUGUUUGUUAGCGGUGCUUCUCUAACCAGGGGUGUCCAAAGUGCGGCCCGGGGGACAGUUUCAGCCCAUAGCUCUUAAUGAAAUAAUUUUAACGUUCAUUUCACAAGAACGCAGUCAAAAUAUGAAUAGAAAAAAAACAUAAUUUCACAAAAACAAUUAUUUACAGCCCUCUAGAAACAUAUUUAAAUAUUUUAGUAGCAUGACAAUGAAAUAUAAAAGAAAAAAAAUGUUAUGAGAAACAUUGCCACAAUAGAAAAAGUCCAAAUAUUAUGUGAAAAAAUGUGAAAUAUUAUGAACAAAAUAAUUUGGGGGAGAAAAAGGAGCAGAAAUGAAAAAAAAAAUCAAUAAAUUAUACAAAGAAAAAAGUCCAAAUAUUUAGAUAAAAUUAUAUUCUAAUGGGUUGAAAAUUUACGACAAUAAACAUGUAAUAUUUUGUGGGAAAAUAAAGUAUUUUAAAGUAGAAAUAUUCAAGGAAAAAUGUAAAAUGAGAAACCUUAAACAAUAGAAUAUUGCCAGAAUAAAUUCCAAGAGGGGGGGGGCACAGAAAUGGUUUUUGUUUUUUAACAAUGAUAAAGAAAAAGAGUGAGGUUUUGGGUUGGGGCAGACGUACCUGUUGCCGCGGGAACCAUCGUGCAUCCUCAAUCUCCUGGUGGUCCACCCUGACGUCUGUCGUCACGGCGACGGCCAGGCAGCCAAUCAUGAGCUGCGAGGGCAUGGGCCACGGUUGGCACGACACGUAGCGGACCGCCCCCGCCCUCACGCCGCUUUCCUCCUCCACUUCCCGCCUCACCGCCGCCUCCAGCGUCUCACCUGCCGAGACGCCAGGGUGGGGGCGUUUCACCUGUCACCUGCGUGUGUGCGUGUGCGUGCGUGUCGCCCUUUGCGGGGCGUCUUACCGGGCUCAACAAAUCCGGCCAGGCAGGAGAACAUUCCCUUGGGAAAGACGUUCUUCCGGCCCAGCAGACACUGGUUUCCGUCCGGAUGGACGACCAGCAUGAUGACCACCGGGUCUGAAACACACUGGCGGUCAAUCGUGUCACGGGGGUGUGCAAAGACUGUGAAGCGGGGCCGGGUACCAACGCGGGGGUAGCAGGUGUUGUGAACCCCCUGCAGGCUCUUGCAGGCGGAGUCCCGGCAGCUCCUCUUGUGGCCGCCCUCCUCGGCCCGGGUGGCGCUCCCACAGGUGGGACAGAAGGCGUAGCGGGCGUGCCACGCCAGCAGCGACCGGGCGGGCGCCAGCACGCCUGGAAAGGAGGAGGUUGCGUCAUCUCAGUCAUCAGUCCGGCGGCGACUUCCUCACCGGCGUCUUCCUCGCUGAGCGUCAGCAGGUCUCUGCGGGGCAACUUCGGGAAGGAGCACUUCCUUCCGGAGCAGCGUUGAAGGAGCGCGGCGGCGUCCUCGUCUGUACCGAUGGCGAACCAGGCGGGCGCUUCGGCUUUGCUUCGCUCCACCCCCAGGAAGACCACCAGGGCGUCCUCCCUCUGGAGAAGAUCUUUGACGGCGUCGUAGUUGAGGCGACACAGCUAAGGGUGAGAACAUGAAAACGUGAAGCCGCCCUUUAAAAUAAAUGCUACAGGUUCCUGACCUCCACGGCGCCAUCUUCCCGGGGGGCGCCGACCAUGGGACUGAGACCAGAGAAGAGGAGGAAGACCGAGUCGGGGUGCGUCUUCUUGGCCUCUAGCCAAGCGGCGUCGGUCCUCUUGGCGCUGAAGCGGUCCAGCGUCUCGCGGCUGAAGUAGUUCUCAUGCGGGCCGGGGUGGUCCUGGGGCCCGCCCAGCAGGACCGACAUGUGCUUGUGCCCCCAGAAGCGAGCGACGUCGUAGGCGGUCUGUGAAGAGCUGUUCACCGCCCACCUGUCGCAGCUUGGACACGACAAGGAGAAGCGGCGAUGACAAGAUGGACGCUCGGGAGGAGGAAAGGCGUAAAGGCGUCCUACCCGUGUGACAGCAGCACCUCCGCCGCCUGCUGAUGGCCGUUGCGGGCGGCCAGCAUCAGCGCCGUCCAGCCGCUCCGCCCCGCCCGGUUGAGUAGCGAGGGGACGUGAGACAGCAGCGAGGACACCUGAGCGGCGUCUCCUCUGGACGCCGCGUCCAGGAACUUCUCCACCAUCUCCUCCUCGGCGCUCAGCUGCCAGCUCGUCAUUCUGGAGGAAGGACACGACAUUAGGAGUAGAAGGUGAGGACGCUCUGGUGGUUUCCUCGGACCAACAGCAGAGGUGGAAGAUCCUUGGACAGCGUUUCAAGCCAGCACAUGUAGAGGGCGCUAGACACCGCCCCCUUCCUCGCCAGGGGCAUUGUCCUGUCAAGCAAUCAAGAUACUUCAUUAGGGGAUGACGUCACACGGCAGAGAGACUUUGGGAGCGCUGACCAGCGAGGCCAGAGCUGACGACAGCGUGGCCGAGAAGAUCCCUGCCGUGAUGAGAGGACCAAAGGCCGACACCAAACUCAUCACCUGUGAAGAACCACACCUUGUUACCUCCACCACGGACACAAAGGCAAGAUCUUAGCGCCUUGCUGAUGGCGAAGUCGUAGCCCAGCGUGCAGGCGGCAUCGCUGCAGUUGACCGUGUCGCUCAGCGUGUCGUUGAGGUCGCCCGUGGCGUCCCUGACGAUGCAAGACCCUGAAAGACGGAAGGACGGUGCCAGUGGGCGUCAUGUGUCCAGGAUGCGUGAUGAUGUCCCUGUGGGCCAACCUGCCGAGAUGGCCACGCCCACAUAGGUGAUGCCUGUGAUGACGAUGGCGAGCAGCGUCCCCUUGGGGAUGGCCGACUGAGGGUCCUUGAGGAUGGACACCACACAAAGGUUCAAACCGGUGGUCUUUCCUGAGAAGAGGUUUGGAACCCACCAUCAGGUCUCCUGAGAUGUUGGCUCCCGCCAGGAUGCCCGUGGCCGCUGGGAAGAAGAUGGCGAACAUGGAGAAGAAGGUCUCGUCUUCUCUGAAGUCCGGACCCAGGUUCUCCACAAAGAUGGCCGCUGCGGUGAAUACGGUAAAUAAAAGAAGGAGACACGGCAACAACAUGAAGACGUUUGCGGACGGACUUUGGUAUCCAAAGAACCCUUUGGGCUUCUUGUCUUCCGUGGCCAUGAAGCUUCCGAUGAAGUAAUUCCCGAUGGCUCCCAGCAGGAUGACCAGCAGCACCAUCUGAGCCUUGGCCUCCCACUCCAUCCCGGCCACUGAGAUUCCCAGCAGCAGGAUGACGGUCAGCGUUCCCACGAUGCGGAUGUCGUUCAGCUCGUCCGUCAUCAGCGCGUCCACGUCCUGCCAGGAGAAACGGGUCAGGACAGGAAGCGGACUUGGCGCACCGCCUCCCAGCCAGCGUUUCUCACGUUGAGCAUCUCCACCACCGUCUCGGCGAAGCCCACCACGUACAUGGCCACGGCCACCGCGUUGGCGAAGGCGAAGAUGAGCCCGAUGGAGCCGCCGAACUCCGGACCCAAGCUCCUGGAGAUCAGGUUUCUGAAUUCCACCAUGUUUAUUGGGGUCCAUUCAUCCAUUCACGCGUAUCGUACCGAUGCCAGCCUGUCCAACAAUCCAGGACAUCCUGAUGAAGAGCAUCACGCCCCAGAUGUUGAGCAUGCAUCUCACCUGCAACACACCACACCUGCUCAGCCAAUCACAGAGCUCCACCCGUUGUUGAAGACCACCAACAAAAGGACGCCUUUCACCCAACCGAACUUGACCGUUCCUCCUUUGGCCUCCUUCGCCGCCCUCGCCGCCGCCUCCUCGGCCGCCGAUGACUCCUCUCCGUUGGCCAUCCCGUCCUCCAGGGGGUCCUGGAGAGUCCCCGGGGCGCAAGAACGUGAGUGGACGACAUGUUUAAAGCUUCGCUAGCUCGUUAGUGAAACAUCAUUGUCCGGCCGCAGACAGUCACACGACCGGGGGGGGGGGUGACGACACAAAGCUUGGUGUGUCCCCCCCUGGGUCAUGCCCCCGGUGAUGUCAUGAUGCAUCCCACACAUGAAGGUAGGAGUGGAGGGAAUGUUGUCUUCACUCAUUCACUGACUGACUUGUUUAUAUCCUCACGCUACGCAGGACUAGUAAUACACUCGUUAAGUUCAUUACCACACGGUCAUUAUCUUACAUUACAUAACUCUAUGACCCCAAUCCUAACCCUAUGGUACCCUACCCCAGCCCACCCCUAAACAUGUAUAUAUAUAUAUUGUAUACUACAGCGUGUGGUGGGUGGCUUUACUUUGUCCAGCUCGUCGUGAAGUUCUGCCAGAGAAGGUCUGUUCAUCUUCUCGGCAAGCGGCGCCUCGGUCUGCCGGUAAAAGUCGAUGUUGGGCACGGCGUCGAUGGUGUUGUGUCCAAAGGUCCUCAUGUAGUACGUGUUGGAGUGCGUGUCCGACAUCUGGGUCUGGCCCGUCCCGGUGGAGUGCAAGCUCACCGAGUCGCUGCGCACGGAGUCCGGCUCGUGGCUCACGUCCGGCGGGAGCCCGAUGUCGGCCGCGCUGUCCAGCGCCCCCGGGUCCGUGAAGCCCACCCUGAAGCGUCCUUUGGACUCCUCGGAUGUUCUGGAUCCAUCCGUGCAGGUCUGAGGGCCCUCGUUGACCACGUCCACGUGGAAGCGGCUCUCUGCUGGAGCGCCGGUGCCGGACUUCUGCCCUGACAUGUCACACGCUACCAAGAACUGAGGUCCAACACCAGGUCCAGGUCCAGGUCUCUGAAUGUGGAUUUGGAACA
Doryrhamphus excisus (bluestripe pipefish) is the source of this 9960-nucleotide messenger RNA. NCBI's taxonomy places the organism in Eukaryota, Metazoa, Chordata, Actinopteri, Syngnathiformes, Syngnathidae. The record is from RefSeq and is a predicted model, not a curated record.